GUGAUGCACGUUCAACAUAACAUGAGCUAAUGCUAAAUAUAUGCAACAACAUCCCUGCCGUGUGAAAAUAACCUUAUCUGUGCAAAGGUGCCACUGGAAGGGUCACAUGUGUAUGCUAGUCUUUCCAGUGCACGAGGGAAAGCAUGAUGUAAGGGCAUGAAGCAUGGGAUCAGUCCAUGACAAGAAUAGAUAAGAAGGCUGAUGAAUGCCAUGGAAUUUACUGAUGAUGGCAUUCCGCUUCAAAGUAAGGUAGCCACAACACCAAAAUCCACGGUGACGUUGACAGGUCGCCUAUAAAGGCUUCACCUGGCCAUGCUGAGAACCACAACGACACCAAUACCAGGACAGGCUGAGUCGCGCUCCAGAAGAAAGGGGGAAAAAAAACAUGAAUCUCACUUUGUCAUUUUGCUGCUUUAACCUGCUUUUAGUGUUUGAUUAUGCUCGAGGAAAACCCACCUCUGAUUUACAGAGUUUAACUCAGAUUUUGGAAGAGCUUAAAGACGUGCCUCCUCACACUUCAGAGGAGAUGCAAGAUCUUGGCGGCGAUGCAGACAAGUCAAAGAGCGCUGAUUCAGAGGGGCACACGUGGGACUCCUCUGACCCCAGCAACUUGGCAAUGGAGGUUAAAGCAGACGUCCUUGCCCUCCUUUUCAAAGACCUCUUCCGACCCGCCAAGCGGUCCUGGAGCCGCUACAGGAAAGGGGGGCUGAGGAGCUGUUUCGGCGUACGCUUGGAUAGGAUUGGAUCAUUCAGCGGAUUAGGCUGUUGAGGGUGUAUGCGAUGACGAUCCAUCAGCAAGUAUUAAACCAUGAUCAACGCUUCACACACCACUGUAAACUUCCUGAAAGGUGUGGAACUUUGUCUAUUAUUAUUUUGGGCUGUAAAAAAUGUUUGCUUUCAAUUAUAUUGUAA
Molecule: messenger RNA, 912 nt
Organism: Corythoichthys intestinalis (scribbled pipefish)
Lineage: Eukaryota; Metazoa; Chordata; Actinopteri; Syngnathiformes; Syngnathidae
Gene: nppal
Product: natriuretic peptide A-like
Exons: 4
Coding region: 386-769 (127 amino acids)
Biological process (GO): receptor guanylyl cyclase signaling pathway; cGMP biosynthetic process
Cellular component (GO): extracellular region
Molecular function (GO): hormone activity
Source: RefSeq, a predicted model, not a curated record